AUGACAAAACUGUUUUCUUCUUGCUAUUCCAGGUUCUCUCUUUUGGUGUUUGUGGCUGGUCUCUUGUCUGCUACCAGCGCCUUUACCGAUCUUCGAAACUUUUCGGUUCUCACGAGACGAUCCUCCAAGACCAAAACAUCGACGGAACUGGCAUGGAGUCUGCCAGCGCCUUUGACUCAAAGUCUGGGAAACAGCAAACACUGGUAUCAAGAUAUUGGAAGUGCCGUCGACCGUCAUAUUGAGUAUCAAGACGAAGAAGAAUGCUCUGUGUGGGAGGCGGAGAAUGAAUGUGGACUAGGUGCCUUUUCAUCCCGUAUGUCUCUGUUGGAAGACGAUACCUUGUUUGCUCACGAAGACGAUCAGGCGGUGGCUCAGAGGCGAUUUGGAAGGCCCCGUCCUCUUCGCAUGGCAAAGGGUAUCUGGCGUCGCAUUCGCCGCAACCCCCACUGA
Seminavis robusta is the source of this 450-nucleotide messenger RNA. The record is from the annotation of a GenBank genome assembly. NCBI's taxonomy places the organism in Eukaryota, Bacillariophyta, Bacillariophyceae, Naviculales, Naviculaceae.